AUGAUUCCUGGAUCAACGACUACUCCUGCACCUCCAGAUGCAGUGACCCUCGGAGACCUGAUUGGAGGCGCCAUGGGCAAUGACUCCAAAGACUUGCUGCCACCUUUCGUGAACAACAUUCAGUUCAAAAGACCCAAGUCGCAAAAUCAGCUAUCCGUGAUCUUCGAAAAGCUUCUCCCAGAACAAAAGGAUGCAGCGGAUUCGGCAGCUGGGAAAGACCAGGCCCCCUUGCCCGCACAUUUUGUCUUCUCUAUGAUCCUCAACGUCUUUGGCUUCUGCUUUUCUUACACCCAAUGCCAAGAAAGCUCUGUCGCCACCGCUUCAUCUUCUGAGAAAGCGAAGCCAGCUCCCAAGCCAACCAAGCGAAUCGUGUCAGCUUCCCUCAACGACAUCCCAGACAUAGAUAUUCCCCUUAUCGGGGCUGUGCCGAAACCAGUCGAUCAGAUUCUGUAUCUCUGGGUUCAAGACACCAGCGAAACAACUGAGCCGAAAGCCACAGAUGACAAAAACCAAAAGGCCACGCUCAAGAGCUUGACAUAUGGAGAGGUUCAAGCCAUCAACAAGGUUCGUGGGUCCAAGGCCGCACCCCUCGUUUUCAAGAAAACACAGCAGGGGAAACUGGAGGACAGCACCGUCGUCCUGGCAGCUGGUCACCAUUUCGCCGGCCCCCUGUCCAUUUCCAACAUUGGUUUCGGCUGGAAAGGCACUCUGAAAGAUGGCGCUCUGUCCAUUGUAUUCGACGCUUCCGUCCUCGUCGGACCCAUCGGGUUUGCGCUUCUAGGGUUCAAGCUGGAAUUCCCCAUCACCGAAAUGACCAGCCUCCAGAACCUUCCAGCCCCCAAAGUAACCGUCGACGGCCUCGCAGCUUCCUUCAGCAAGCCUCUUUUGACCAUCUCCGGUGCUUUCAUGCACAAGGUCGUCGAGGGCAACGACAUGUACGCGGGAGCUCUCCUCAUCGGCUACAAUGUCUACCUCUUCCAAGCGGCUGGCUUCUACGGCGAAUUGACUGAUCCCGCCACCGACAGGAGGUUCAAGUCCGCAUUCAUGUUCUGCCUGGUGGCAGGACUUGGCUACAACUCCAGUAUACGGAUGCCCAGCGCUGCCGAGAUUCCAACCUUCCCCUUGAUCGCGCCCCCCGGCGGUGUGAUCACGUCCAAGGUGGACUCAUUCUGGGUAGCAGCCGGUGUCAAAGUCACCGCCUUCCCGGUGCUCAAGGUGGACGCCGUGCUGGUUCUCUCCUUUGAUCCCUCGGUCAAGAUUGGUAUUUUUGGCUUGGCGGUUGCCGAUCUACCUCCUCCACCACCGGGAAGCUCCAGCCCUGGGAAGUUUGUGCAUGUUGAACUGGGCUUGUCCGCCACGGUGGAUGUUGCCCUGGGGGUCAUGAAGAUCGAAGGACAACUGAUGCCCGCUUCCUAUGUCUUGGACCCCAAUUGUCACCUCACUGGCGGGUUCGCCGUGUACUCCUGGUUCGACAGUCCUGACCCAGACCUCAGAGGGGACUGGGUCUUCACCAUUGGCGGCUACCACCGCUCCUUCAAGCCGCCUGCCCACUACCCCGUGCCCCCACGGCUAGGCAUAAGCUGGCCUCUCAGCAGCCGCAUCAGCAUCACGGGAGAGGCCUACUUCGCCGUCACCCCCAAGAUGUGCAUGGGAGGCGGCCGUCUUGAUGUCACUCUCCGAGCCGGGCCAUUGCGGGCCUGGUUCAACGCCUAUGCCGACUUCUUGAUCAACUACAAGCCCUUCCACUUCACCGCCGAGGGGGGUGUUUCCGUCGGGGUGGAGGGCGUCAUCGACUUCUGCUCUGCUUCCAUCACCGGUAACGACGUUCGAUGUCAACUUUGGAAGCUUGCCUCUGCCUCAGGAGGAAGCAUGAUCUCAUCCUGCGUGAAGACAACGACAGCCAACCAAGGCGUCCUUGUUUUGGAAAGAGCAUCUUGA
Messenger RNA from Podospora anserina S mat+, 1938 nucleotides. RefSeq lists its product as uncharacterized. NCBI's taxonomy places the organism in Eukaryota, Fungi, Ascomycota, Sordariomycetes, Sordariales, Podosporaceae. The record is from RefSeq and is a predicted model, not a curated record. The transcript has 4 exons. The coding region runs from base 1 to 1938 and encodes 645 amino acids.